Eriocheir sinensis (Chinese mitten crab) is the source of this 6042-nucleotide messenger RNA. It is a transcript of the gene mahj, whose product is annotated as protein mahjong-like. Gene Ontology annotation, biological process: protein ubiquitination. NCBI's taxonomy places the organism in Eukaryota, Metazoa, Arthropoda, Malacostraca, Decapoda, Varunidae. The record is from RefSeq and is a predicted model, not a curated record. The coding region runs from base 271 to 5307 and encodes 1678 amino acids. The transcript has 27 exons. Gene Ontology annotation, cellular component: nucleus; Cul4-RING E3 ubiquitin ligase complex. Gene Ontology annotation, molecular function: protein binding.
GAAGGAGGAAAACAGUGAUGGCCGCGUGCCUGUACAUGUGAGGCGGCGAGACAACCCUGCACCGCUGCCUCGACCCUCCACGCGGCGCCCACACGACCACCAGCCAGGGCUUACAAGUUUACAGGUUCACAAGUGCAGAGUCCUGAAGGUUUUUAAGAGAAAUACAGCAAAACGGCAACAGAUAACCGGAAUUGAAGGAAACGCGCAAACAAACAAACCAAGAAAUCUAUCUGAAAAAACUUACAACAGGAUAAAAAAAUAACCUCCAGGAUGCCGAGCUGCAACCGCGAUGUCCUGCAGGAGUUACAGGAGAUCCUACGGCAGUGGGAGGAGGACUCAGCCGUUGCCUCCAAGGACCCCACGCCUCAUCUCCUUAAACUGUGCGAGCUCUUUGAACGAGAGACCAUCAACUUCCUGAAAAAGGAUCCAGACCCAUUUGACGACCGCCACCCCAUGACCCUGGAGCCGGAGUGUGCGUUGGGGAUGAUACUACGAGCACUCUUCCGCAAAGACAACUUCGUCACCAAGCUGGUCAACCACUACCUCCGGGAAAACUACUUCACGAGCCAGGGACUGAUGCAGGACUCCACCGAGCUCAACAUCGCCGCCUGCCGCCUCCUUCUCGACAUCCUCUACGGCCUGGAUAUCCCGCAGGUCUUCGAGGGAUCCGAGACCACCGUCAUGCGCCUCUUCUCCUGGGCCGAGAGCGGACCCGAACCCCUGAGGACGUACGCGACGGGGCUUCUGGCGGCGGCGAUGGACGUCCCCGAGAUCGCCGCCUCCUUCAGAGACUACAACACACACCUCGUCCCCGUCAUGCUGCGCCGACUGUGGGAGCUGAAGGAUGAAGGUGGAGGCGGAGAGACGGUCAAAGGAGGAGGAGGGGGAGGAGAGAAGGAAGGCAGCAGACGAGGGGACACCGAAGUGAAGGGGGGCGGCGAAGAAGGGGGAGGGGGCGAGGCUGGAGGGGGUCCGGGGGGCUUGGGUGUGCCUGAGCGGCCAUUCGCGCACCUCAACAAGGAGUCCCUCUGCUCGCCGCCCCCCACGCAUGCCACCACUAACGGGGAGGGGGCCGCCCACAGCCCCCCGAGCCCCAAGAAAAUGAAAGCCUCUACCACCACCACCACUACCAACAACAACAAUGCCAACAACAACAACAACAGCACCACCACCACCACCACCACCUCUGCCGUCCCCAACACCCCAACCAAAAACGCCAAUUCGAGCGGAACCUUCAACAUCUUCGGCUCGCCCAAGUCGUCCUCGAGGGGGGGCGGGGGGGUGGGAGACCUGGCGGACCCCCAGCUUCUCCUCAACUCCGACUGCUCCAACUCGUCGUGGGCGGAGAUGGGGAGCUUCAUCGUCGGAACGUAUCAGAUGUUCCCCGUCACCCGAGACACCCAGCAGAUGUUUAUACUCAAGUACCUCAAGCCGAUCGGGGAGUAUCAGGAGUCGCUGGGCCACGUUUACGAGUACCACGCACUCGACCUCAUCUUCCACUACAUGCAAGUCCGCAAGGUGGGCAACGCACGGCUCUCCUUCGAGGGGCUGCGUUUUCUCGGCUCUCUUCUCUUCCACAAAAAGUUCUGCCUCGAGUUCGUCAACAUGGGCGGCAUCCAGGAGCUGCUAAAGGUUCCACGGCCGUCACUACCAGCAGACGGCGUUGCGCUCUGCCUCUGGUAUCUAGCGUACUGCGAGGAGGCGGUGGAGCGUAUAUGCCUACUCCCAGAGCGAACCGUGCGAGAGGUGACCUGUUACGCCUUGUGGCUGCUCGAGUGCGCCCACCACUCCUCCCGCACCCACGCCGUCAUGUUCUUCGGGAUGGUGUUUCGCUUCCGCACACUCCUGGACCACUUCGACAAGCAGGAUGGACUUCGCAAGCUGCUCAACCUGCUAUCCACGCUGUCGCUGUUCCAGGAGGCGUGGGAACCAGACUCGCCGGAGAAUUCUGCGUCGUCGGAAACCAUGGUGUGGCAGACGGUCAAGCAGGUGUGUCUCAGCCUGAAGCAGUACUUUGAAGCGCAUCUUGCUCUCAAAGUACAGCACCUCCAGCGGAUCUCCUCGGCGCACCCCCAGCCCUCCACACCGCCCUAUAAGGCAUUCAAUGUAUCGGAGGAAGUUGUGGAGGUUAAUGUGGAGUACCUGCUGGCCCACCUCCCCGGGCGGUCACACUGGCGGCCGGUGGACAACUUCCUGGCGCUGCGUGGUCUACCGCUCCUCCUGCAGCUGGUGGCCAUGGUUGUCAGUGACUCCCUCGCCCCAAAAACAGAGACGGGAGUGUUGGCGCUGGACAUCCUCUACGUCUGCAGUGUGAUGCCAGCGGUCCAGGCGGCUCUGUGCGAGAAGGUGCCCGUGUCUCUGGCUGAGGAACCCUUGCUGGACUCUGAGGAGUCACCCGGGUACGCUGUGUUGGUCGCCUGUAUCCUCGAGAACGUGCAGUCCACCUCGUGCACGUCACCCGCCAUCCAGAAAGCCGCCCUCCGCACCCUAAUCAACAGCCUAUGUGCCCCCAUACCACGGGGUGGCGGCGGGGCGGGGCUCUCGUCGGGGGCAGGCGGGGUGCUGCACGACACCCCAGGGGGAGGCAGCCCCGUCAAGCGUCCACGUAACACGGGCGAAGAGGAGAUAAAGCGCGCAUGGGACUGUGUGCGCACCAGCAACGGCAUCAUGUACCUACUCAACAUGCUACACAAACGCACGCCAAUCACCGACGCCGACUGCAUUAGGGGCCUUGCGUGCCGCGUGCUGGUGGGGCUCUCGCGAAGCUUUGCCGCGCGACAGAUCAUGAGCAAGCUGCCGAUCUUCACCUCCGGAAAGCUGCAGUUGUUGAUGAAGGAGCCGAUUCUGCAGGACAAGAGGGCAGAGCAUGUUCAGUUCCAGCGGCACGCCCUCGACCUCAUCAAGGCCGUGUCGGGGGGAUGGGAGCACACCGUUGGCGCCGUAGCGGACGUCUCCAUGCAGAGUAUACAUAGGGCUGAUGUUGUGGCCCAGACCAAGAUCCACUACAACAAGAAACAGUUGCUCCAGUUGAUACAGAGUCAUCUAGCAGUGGAAGGGUUCGAGGGGGUGGCCACAGCGCUCCAGCAGGCCGCACACCUCCCACCCCUGCCCCCCCAGCACGUCACCAUGGGGCCUCCGCUACGCUGCCUCUCCAUCGGCCCCUCCACCCCCACCUCCUCCUCAUCUGUGGCCAGUGGUGGGGUUGCGGGUGGGGGAGCGCCAUUGGGAGGGAGUGGGGGCGGGGGCGGAGGUAUGCGGAAUUACCAGAGGACAGGUGGGGGGAAUGCCUCAAGACACCUCUUUAACUCCUCCGGGGGGAAAGGGGGAGCAGCAGGGACCCCCACGAUACCCCAGCCAGCCCCCUGUACCACCGCCCUCCCUGCCACCACCCCCACCACCACCACUGCCUCCACCACCACCCCCACCUCCAUACACAUCAAGAUCAAUAGUGUUUCAGGCAGCAUCAUCCCUCCUGAACCUCUCGACUCCUUGAUCACCAUUCUCUGCCACCCAACACCACCACCAUCACCACCAUCACUACCAACAACAAAACAACCACCACCACCACCACCACCACCACUCAUCACUCCCCCCCACAGAUCAAGAAGGGACAGCACCAGCACCUCCACCCCCACCACGCCGUCGAGCUGCAGCAGUCAGUUUGGAAAGAGCGAGGGGGGGGCGGGGUGGAGCGGCGUGGGGGGGGGUCUGAUUCCCGAGCCCAGCAUCAGUUUGGACACCAUUGUGAGGGAGUACCUGACCAACCAGCACGCCCACUGCAUCAACCCUGUGGUGACCUGCCCGACCUUUGACCUCUUCCAGCCGCACAGAUGCCCCGAGCCCAAGUCCCUCCGUGCACCCUUCACCAACUUCACCAUGCACCACUGUCUGCGGCCCUACGGGAGGGUGCUGUCGGGGGCGGAGGGGGCAUCAGUCACCCGGAAGUUUGUUUACAGCCGCUACAGACACACGCAGACGUACCGCAACCCAGAUUUGGAUGACGUCUUCCUCUGCUGCUCGUAUACGACGGAUGACCAGGUCGUUCUCGUGGGGACCAACAAGGGGAUGGUGCGGCUGUACAGGAAGGGAGGAAGUGAAGAGGGUGCGUAUAGGGUGCACGAGGGGGCUGUCACGCACUUGGCGCCCCAUUCCUCCGGGUCGCUGGUGCUCACAUCAUCCACGAUAAGUCACGAGGCGGCGCUGUGGGGGCUAAACACACUCUUUGAUGAGAAACUGAUCCUGCAAGACUGUACGCACGCCGACUUCAGCAACGCACACGACAAGAUCAUCGGAAACAGCACUCAGACAGCCAGGCUUUACGACCUCAACACCAAGCAGAUCGUUAGCGAGUUUACGCCCAAGCUGUCCAACCACUAUCGUAUCAACAAGGCCGUUCUUGAUCCCACCGACAACCUCCUGCUCACGGAUGGCGCCCUGUUUGACGUCCGGAGUGGGGAGCAGCUCCACAAGUUCGACAAGAUCAGUCCCCUUCUCAGCGGAGUCUUCCACCGAAACGGCCUUGAAAUCAUCAGUUCUUCCGAGAUAUGGGACCUGCGCACCUUCCAUCUCCUGCGCACGGUGCCGGCCCUGAAUGAGUGCGAUGUGCUGUUCAAUAGGGCGGGGGAUGUGCUCUUCGGCGUGCCCCUCCUGGACCUCCUCGCCUACAUGUAUGAGGAUAAUGUGUCAUCAGCGCGUCCCUGGGAAACCACGUCAUUCCGGACACUGGACGCGACGGACUACUCAAGCAUCGCCACGGUCAACGUCAAGCUGAUCCUGGCGUCCCUGUCGGUCAACCAUAGCGACACCCAGUUGGCGGUGGUGGAGUGCGACAGCGACACGGAGAUUCAGGGCGGUGACAUUGUGGACUCGCAGGUCAGGGUGUAUGAGGUGGGGAUGGCCCGGCAGCACGAUGAUGACGAUGAUCUCAUGGACGAGGACGGCGACGACGACUUGGGAGAUGAAGAAGAUGAUUCGGACAGCGACGAUCAAAACUCUCAGGACGAUAUAGAUGUUGACGACAGCGAGUUCUCCUCCAUCUCCUCCAAUCACUCAUUCAUCGCAAGCUCCCUGGACAACGACAGCGAUGACUCCGAGGCUGUGUACUUCCAACUCAGUGCAAACGCAGAGCAGGCCGAGCCCGCGAGUCCACAGCAGGAGGACGAGGAGGAGGAGGAGGAGGAGGAAGAGGAGGAGGAGGAUAAUGAAGGAGCUGAGGAGGCUAUGGAGGAGGAGGAGGAGGACGGAGAUGGUGAUGGUGGUGUAUCGCCAUCUGCGGCUGCUGGUGACGCUGCUGACAGGGAUGCUUGAUGAAAGUAAUAAUGAUGGUGAUGAUGACAGUGAUACCAGUGAAGGAAGGAAGGAAGGAAGGAGAAGAGAAGAAGAACAACUAUAAGAGAAGGAAGGAAGAGAGGACAAGGAAAGGAGAGAAGAGGGAGAGGAAGUAAAGGAAGGAUGAAUGCCAAAGAAGAAAGGAAAAACGAAGAAAACAAAGGAAGGAAAAAGAAGAAAGAGAGAAAGAAGGAAGCAGAAAAUAAAUAAUGGAGACAGAAAAGAAAGGAAGGAAGGAAAUGAAGAAAACGAAGGAAGGAAAACGCGAGAAAGACGAAGAUUAAAAGAAGAAAGAGAAAGAGAAAGAAGGAAGCAGAAAAGAAUGGAGGGAAGGAAGAAAGGAAGGAAAUAAAGAAAAAAACAAAGGAAGGAAAAAGAGAAGAAGAAAGAAAGAAGGAAGCAGAAAAGAAUGGAGGGAAGGAAGAAAGGAAGGAAAUAAAGAAGAAAACAAAGGAAGGAAAAAGAGAAGAAAGAGAGAAAGAAGGAAGCAGGAAAUAAAUUACGCAAACAGAGAAGGAAGGAAGGAAGGAAGGGAAUCAUAACCACACUCACCUCAGUCUACCCCAAACUGACCUAAACAAACAGACAAGCAAAAGAAAACAUCAAUAGACCACCGCCUAUCUACCCUACGUGUUUGUUUCCCAUUGUUUUCUCAUUAUUAUUCAUUAUUAUUAUUACUAUUAUUAUUAUCAAAGAAGGGAAGGAAAGAGAAAG